Molecule: messenger RNA, 2133 nt
Organism: Dendrobium catenatum
Lineage: Eukaryota; Viridiplantae; Streptophyta; Magnoliopsida; Asparagales; Orchidaceae
Product: cyclic nucleotide-gated ion channel 18-like
Exons: 6
Coding region: 1-2133 (710 amino acids)
Biological process (GO): potassium ion transport; transmembrane transport
Cellular component (GO): membrane
Molecular function (GO): voltage-gated potassium channel activity
Source: RefSeq, a predicted model, not a curated record
AUGUCCGCGUCCUCCUCCCCCUUCCCGUUCACCUCCUCAUGGAAGAUGAACGCUCUCGGUUUCGGCUUUCCCUCGCCGGCGUCGAAAUUCCUCCCCUUCAGGCAGGGGAGUUAUCGAACACCCAAUCUCCUCCGCAAAAAGUGGCACCGGCCUCGCCGUAUCCUCGAUCCUGGUGGCGAUGUCGUCCUCAAAUGGAACCGUAUCUUCCUCAUCUCCUGCCUCGUCGCACUCUUCCUCGAUCCCCUCUACUUCUAUCUAAUGUUCAUCGGCGGUCCCUCCUGCAUGCGGAUUGAUCAGGGCAUCGGCAUUAUUGUUACCUUCUUUCGCACGGUAGCUGACUUAUUUUAUCUCGCUCACAUGCUUCUGAAGUUUCGCACGGCCUUUGUUGCGCCUAGCUCCAGGGUUUUCGGGAGGGGUGAUCUUGUGAAAGACCCCCAUCAGAUCGCCAUGAGAUACCUCAAAGGGGAUUUUUUCAUCGAUCUUGCUGCAAUGCUUCCGAUUCCUCAGAUACUAAUAUGGUUUGUAAUACCGGCAGUGAGUAGCUCAUCAGCCAAUCACACCAACAACACACUGUCAAUGAUUGUCUUCAUCCAGUACAUUCCAAGGUUGUUUCUUAUAUUUCCUCUUAAUUCACGGAUCGUCAAAGCCACCGGAGUUGUUACGAAAACUGCAUGGGCAGGAGCUGCGUACAAUCUUCUCCUAUAUAUGCUUGCGAGCCAUGUUUUAGGUGCUUUAUGGUAUCUUUUAUCAAUGGAACGCCAAUAUACUUGCUGGUUGACAGAAUGCAUGAAAGAGAAUGGCACCAUGAAGAUGCCACUGUGCAAUCCAAGUUUUCUGGACUGUAAUAGUCUUAAUCUACCUGAGCGAAAAGCCUGGAUCAAUGCUACUAAAGUGAUAAGCAAUUGUGAUGCAACUAGUAGUAAUGUUAAUUUCAAUUUUGGCAUGUUCUCUGAUGCAUUGAAUAAUGAAGUUGUUGGAGCAACCUUCAUAGCAAAGUACCUGUAUUGUCUCUGGUGGGGCUUGCAAAAUUUGAGCUCGUAUGGACAGAAUUUGGCUACAAGCACUUACAUUGGGGAAACUUUAUUUGCCAUUCUAAUAUGUAUAAUGGGCCUUGUUCUGUUUUCACAUUUGAUAGGAAAUAUGCAGACCUAUUUGCAAUCCAUUACUGUGAGGCUUGAAGAAUGGAGAGUAAAAAGAAGAGACAUUGAGGAAUGGAUGAGACAUCGUCAACUACCACCAGAUUUGCAAGAACGGGUUAGGAGGUUUGUUCAGUACAAAUGGCUUGCUACAAGAGGUGUUGAUGAAGACUCAAUUUUGGUCUCCUUACCUUUGGACCUUCGUCGUGAAAUUAGAAGACAUCUUUGUCUUGCUCUAGUUCGUAGGGUUCCAUUUUUCUCCCAAAUGGAUGACCAACUACUAGAUGCAAUAUGCGAACGACUAGUCUCAUCCCUGAGCACCAAAGAUACUUACAUUGUCCGGGAAGGUGACCCAGUGGACGAGAUGCUCUUUAUUAUCCGCGGUCAGCUCGAGAGCUCAACUACAGACGGCGGAAGAACUGGAUUUUUCAACUCCAUAACCCUAAGACCUGGAGAUUUCUGCGGUGAAGAGCUUCUCACAUGGGGUCUCAUGCCAAAUCCAAGCGUCAAUCUACCACUCUCCACCCGAACUGUUAGAGCCCUUAGCGAAGUAGAGGCAUUUGCGCUUCGAGCUGAAGACCUAAAAUUUGUUGCAAAUCAGUUCAAACGUCUCCACAACAAGAAGCUACAGCAUGCUUUCAGGUUCUAUUCCCAUCAAUGGAGGACAUGGGGAGCCUGCUUCAUCCAAACUGCAUGGAGAAGAUACAAGAAGAAGAAGCUAGGAAUGGAACUGGCUAAGCAAGAGAAUCUCUACUACUCACCAGCCAUGGCUGAAACGAUACCGGUUAAUGAGGAUUCCGAUGCUCCAUUGCUCGCUGAAUAUGCGGAUGUUGGUGACAGUGCUUUUGGAGGCAAUGCCAACUUUGCAAAGAACACGAAGAGAGGAGCAAAUCAAAAGCUUAAGCGGGACGAUACUGUUUCCCUCAGUGUGAAGAUGCCGAAGCUGAUCAUGAAGCCGGAUGAGCCAGACUUCUCUUUCAAUGAAGAUGGUCUGUGA